AUGCUAACAUCUUUGRUUUGUAACAGUCUUGUUGUCAUGGUGGUGGCCAAAAACAAACGAAUGCGAACGGCUGUUAACAUGUUCAUUGUGAAYAUGGCUGUCAGUGAUCUACUCGUAACUGUGUUCUUUAUGCCGCGUAUGUUGAGCAGAAUAUUUACAGGAAUUGAAUGGAAAAUAUCAGGCGCUACUGGACUUAUUCUAUGUAAGAUAUCCCCAUCUAUGCAAGAACUCUGUUCAUCUUUAUCAGUCCUGAUGUUUAUUGCUAUCGCUGUGGAACGUUUUAUUGCUGUCCUAAUGCCUUUAAGGACUUUAGUCACAAAGAAAAUAUCAUGUUUUAUYAGUGUUUGGAUAUGGAUCAUAUCGUUAGCAAUCCGAUUCCCGUCUUUCUAUGGGUUACAACUGGUUCAYAUUAAAUCUAACACAUACUGUAUCUUAAGGCUUGACGAUCCGAUAGCGAACAAAAUAUACCAACAUUUCUCGUUUAUAACCUUCUACGCUGUACCGCUGUGCAUCGCAAUCGCGCUUUAUUCUUGUGUCAUGUGCACGUUAAARCGUCGAACUCAUCCAGGAAACAAAAAUCAAAUUCAACACAAUAUUCAACUAAGACGCAACUUGAAGAUUCUGAAAAUGCUUGUAACUGUUGUUAUAACAUUCACAAUUUGCUGGUUUCUUUACUUCUGUUUACCAGUACUAAGUAAAGAGAUGGAUUAUGACGUAAUGUGCCAUCUCUUUUUCCCGCGCUUCUUCCUCAGUCAUUUAAACUGUGCGAUAAAUCCUAUGAUUUACCUGGUAUGUAUUGAGAACUACCGACGCAGCGUGCGCGCUCUACUACCUAGGAUAAUUCCUGGACCAACAACUAAUCAAAGAAAACCUAUACCAUCAACAGAGAUGACCAGAUUGUAA
Messenger RNA from Exaiptasia diaphana, 903 nucleotides. Its product is annotated as neuropeptide FF receptor 2-like. Gene Ontology annotation, biological process: G protein-coupled receptor signaling pathway. The transcript has a single exon. Gene Ontology annotation, cellular component: membrane. NCBI's taxonomy places the organism in Eukaryota, Metazoa, Cnidaria, Anthozoa, Actiniaria, Aiptasiidae. The coding region runs from base 1 to 903 and encodes 300 amino acids. The record is from RefSeq and is a predicted model, not a curated record. Gene Ontology annotation, molecular function: G protein-coupled receptor activity.